Messenger RNA from Dama dama (fallow deer), 598 nucleotides. RefSeq names its product transmembrane immune signaling adaptor TYROBP (gene TYROBP). Gene Ontology annotation, biological process: positive regulation of microglial cell mediated cytotoxicity; microglial cell activation involved in immune response; neutrophil activation involved in immune response. Bases 99 to 428 code for a protein of 109 amino acids. The record is from RefSeq and is a predicted model, not a curated record. The transcript has 5 exons. Gene Ontology annotation, cellular component: cell surface. Gene Ontology annotation, molecular function: signaling receptor binding. NCBI's taxonomy places the organism in Eukaryota, Metazoa, Chordata, Mammalia, Artiodactyla, Cervidae.
CUCCUGCCACCACCCACCUCAGACUUCCUCCUUUACUUGGACACUACACCACAUCCCAGUCGCCUUAGACUGUGGUGUCCAGCAGCGUCACCUGCAUCAUGGGGGGCCUUAGACCCUCCGACAGGCUCCCAUCUCUCCUUCUGACUGUGGGUGGUCUCAGCCUCGUCCAGGCCCAGAGUGAAUGCAACUGCUCCUCGGUGAGCCCGGGCGUGCUGGCCGGGAUCGUGCUGGGGGACCUGGUGCUGACCCUCCUCAUCGCCCUGGCCGUGUACUCCCUGGGUCGGCUGGUCCCUCGGGGGCGAGGGGCUGCGGAGGCAGUGACCCGGAAACAGCACAUCAUGGAGACAGAGUCACCUUAUCAGGAGCUCCAAGGCCAGAGGACAGAUGUCUACAGCGACCUCAACACACAGAGGCCGUAUUACAAAUGAGUCCAAAGCAGGGCAGUCAACAACCUGAUGCCUGGAUCCAGUCAUUCCUGAUGCCUGCUCAGCACUCUACUCCUAAUCCCAUCAAGACACAGAUCCACAGAGUGGCCUCCAUGAGAUGUCAGACUUCUCCCCACUACUGCCCCCAAAUAAACAUUAGAGUGCACAAACAA